GGGCACGGCCACAGCGACCACGUGACACCUCUCACAGUCUCACCUCGUCGUCCUCGUCCCUUCCGCGGCCAGCCAGGCAGUCAGGCCGGCUGGCCGAGGCAGCCGUGCCCACGUGCACGAAGCAGCGGGCCGUGACGUGGUUUGGGGCGAGCAGGUGACCGGCGAGUAGAAGUAGAAGUAGGCUAGCAACCUGCACGCCUACCCGUCCCACGCACCUCCCGACUUCUCCGGUUCUCCCUUCUUCAUAGCAGCCACCCACGCAUCUCAGCGCCGAGGCGAGCGAGGACCUCGUGGUUCGUGCCCUGCUCACCUCGUGAGGAUGUGGAUCGCGAGCCGGCUCUUCCUCGCGGCGGCGGCGCUGCUGAUGGCUGUGCUUCUGCUCGUCGCGGGGCCGGUGGCGGCGCAGGACGCGGCGGUGGAGGGCGUGGCCCCGCCUGCGGAGGAGAUCGCGGCGAACGCGAGGGCCAAGGAGGCGGCGGUUCUGGCCGCCGAGCUAGUGCAGCUCAGGGCGAAGAUCUCCGCGUUAGAGUCUCGCAUUGCAGAGCAGAACCUGGAGUUCAAGACCAAGAAUGAUGCAAUCGAAACACUGAAUAUGAUUGUCAAGGAAAAGUCACAGAAGAUUGCUACUAUGCAGAAUGAAGCCAAAGGGUCUUUAGCUGCAGAGGAGCAGGCAAGCAAGGCCAAUGCACUGGCUAUUGAGCUCAAGAAGCAGACCGAGAAGCUCAAGAAGGAUAUUACAGAACAAAAAAUUAAAAAAGCAGCUCUGGAGGCUAGGGCUGGCAAUGCUGAUAAGAAGGUGCAAGAGCUAAAUAUGAAGCUGGAGAAGCUCCAGAGGACAAGCAGUGAUCAAAAGCGCAGGAUUCAGAAGACUGAACAUGCUCUUAAAGCUGCUGAGGAGGAGCUGAUGAAGGCUCAGUUGGAAACAACAACAAAAGUAAAACAGCUUAGAGAGGUUCAUGGAGCCUGGUUGCCACCAUGGUUAGCGACACAUGCAGCCCGCUCUAUGGAGGUGAUGUCAAAUCACUGGAAUGAACAUGGGAAACCUGCCUUUGACAGCUUCUUGCAGAAGGCAUCUGAAAAAACAGUGCAGACAAAGAAAUGGGCUGAGCCUCAUCUGGAAACUGCUAAGACAAAAUGGAUGCCUGUUGCUAAAGAAAAAUGGGUUACCUUGAAGAAACAUGCAAAGCCCUAUGUCCAAAUGGUCUCAGAGAAAUCAUUGGAGGCUUAUCAAACAUCAAGUGACUUUGUCAGGCCUCAUCUUGUAAAUGCACAUCAAGUUGUUGAUCCCUAUUUCCAGGAAGCCAAGAAAUUAUCCAAGCCAUAUGUUGAUCAAAUUGCUACAGCUACUAAACCACAUGUCGAGAAAGUUAGAACUGCUCUCAAGCCUUAUACUGAAAGAGCACGACAUGUAUAUGGACAGUUUCUUGAGACAGCUACUACAUAUCAUCAGCAGGCUCAGGCAACUAUCUCGGAUUACCUUCACCGGCAUGAGUUUACAAAACAGUUUGUAACUAAAGAGUUGGUGUGGUAUCUGGCUUCUGCUUUAUUGGUUACACCCUUCUUUGUUUUGUACACACUCCUAACUGAAACAUUCUGUACCAAGAAGAAGAAGAAAACACCUCGGAGCAGUAAUACCAACCAUGGUCAUAGGAGACAUAAGCGCCGGCAUGCUGACAAGUAAAACAUUGAUCAACCAUGGUCAUUACUUUUUUUAUAACGAUCUUGGAAGCUUGACCAUUUACCUUUCACUGUAAAUGGUAUAGACACUAUCAUCCGUCAUCGCCGAACCUUGUUGUGUAUCCACGAACUAGAAUACACACAAGAAAUGUGUUUCUGCCCCCCAUCGUGUUGGGAGAGUUGUGUUUUUCAUCAGAGUAGGGACCGCGAGCUUAAAUCUGUGGGUGUCAUUUCAUAGGUUAUUUGUUGUAGCAUUGUGCUUGAGCUUGUGUAAUUCAUGAUUAUUUUGUCUCGCGUUUGUGGAUCACUUCAGCCACUACAUUAUUCUACAGCUUCCACUCGGUGUAAAAGUUUUAUCUUCCACGCUGGGAUGCUGUGGUUUGGAGAAAUUCUAGUACCAAGAAAAACCUUAGUUUUA
Molecule: messenger RNA, 2095 nt
Organism: Zea mays
Lineage: Eukaryota; Viridiplantae; Streptophyta; Magnoliopsida; Poales; Poaceae
Exons: 15
Coding region: 320-1681 (453 amino acids)
Source: RefSeq, a predicted model, not a curated record